This is a messenger RNA of Hansenula ciferrii, 648 nucleotides long. RefSeq names its product tRNA 2'-phosphotransferase (gene TPT1). NCBI's taxonomy places the organism in Eukaryota, Fungi, Ascomycota, Saccharomycetes, Phaffomycetales, Wickerhamomycetaceae. The coding region runs from base 1 to 648 and encodes 215 amino acids. The record is from RefSeq and is a predicted model, not a curated record. Gene Ontology annotation, biological process: tRNA splicing, via endonucleolytic cleavage and ligation. The transcript has a single exon. Gene Ontology annotation, molecular function: tRNA 2'-phosphotransferase activity.
AUGACUGAUAAAAGAGACAUCCAAAUAUCUAAAGCAUUAAGUUACUUACUUCGUCACGGUGCUGAAAAGGAGAAACUAAUAAUUGAUCCACAAGGUUAUGUUUCAUUAUCCCAAAUCCUUUCAAAUAAUAGAAUAAAGACACAUAAAACAACAAAAGAAGAUAUCGAAAGAAUAGUUGCUGAAAAUAACAAAAAAAGAUUCAAUCUGCUUGUGAAAGAUGAUGGUCAAACUUAUAUAUGUGCAAAUCAAGGUCAUUCCCUGAAAUCAAUAACAAAUGAUAAUUUAAAAUUAAUUUCCAAUGAUGAUGAAUGGCCAAAAGAUUUAAUUCAUGGUACAACUUUGAAAAAUCUAAAAUUGAUAUUAGAAUCUGGUGGAUUAUCCAAAAUGAAUAGGAAUCAUAUUCAUUUAACAUCUCAUUUAGAAUUAGAUCCUGAAGAUGGUACAAAGACAAUAACAGGUAUUAGAUCUUUCUCUACAGUGUUGAUAUAUCUUGAUAUUGAAAAAUUAAAGAAGAAUAAUGAUCAAAUUAAAGUAUAUAAAUCUUUGAAUAAUGUUUAUUUAAGUGAAGGUGAUUCCAAUGGGUUUAUAUCUAAAGAUUAUUUUUUGAAAAUUAUUGAUAGAAAGACUUUACAAAAUAUUGAAAUAUGA